Molecule: messenger RNA, 1436 nt
Organism: Owenia fusiformis
Lineage: Eukaryota; Metazoa; Annelida; Polychaeta; Sabellida; Oweniidae
Source: the annotation of a GenBank genome assembly
AAAAAUUGAUAAAAUUAAAAUAUUCAGAACUUGAUAUUUUGUCAUUGAUUUAGAAUUUGAUUUGCUAUUAUUAAUACUGGCAUUUAGAUCGUCAUAACAGUGAUUGAUGUAACAUCAUACAUCAGCAAGAUCUAGCUCACAUAACUUGGUGAUCAUGUCUGGUCGUGUUAUUCUCAUCACUGGGGGGACAUCUGGUAUUGGAUUUGAGACUGCAAGGCACCUAGCUGAGGGAGGCCAUGAUAUUGUCAUAACCUGCAGAGAUAGAGAGAAGGGAGAUGAAGCCUGUGCUAGGAUACAAGCAAAAUGGCCAAAUGCUUUAAUUGAGUUCAUGGAGCUGGAUCUGUCCAGUAUGCAGUCAGUGAAGGAAUUUGUGAAAAUCUUUACCAAAAAGAAAAGGAGACUACAUGUCCUGAUCAAUAAUGCAGGUAUGGCACCUAAUUUCAAAGACCUCAGCAGGAGAUGUACCAGUGAAGGGCUUGAGUAUGUUAUGGCAACCAACCACUUAGGUCACUUCCUGUUGACCAAUAUGGUUCUAGACUACCUUAAGACAGCUGGUGAGAUUACUGGAGAUGCUAGGAUUGUAAAUGUCACAUGUGGCCUUCAUGAUCAUGAAAAUGGGGGUCUGCUCAUGAGAGGAAUUGGUUUCUUAGAUCCAGAGAAUUUCACACUGAAGAAAGAAGGCUCUUACAAUGGUCUACAAGCCUAUAAGAAUUCAAAACUCUGCAAUGUGCUGUUCACAUUUAAACUUGCGGAGAAAUUACAUAAUACCUAUGUACGUGUUAAUACAGUUGAUCCAGGUGUGAUUCCUACAACCCACCUGAAGAGGAAUGCCAGUAAACUCUCUCAAAGUAUGUCAUGUUGUUGCAUGAACUACACACCAAAGUGGUCCAGUAAGGUCCGAACUGCCAAACAAGCUGGGGCACACAUAGCAGAUUUAGCUGUCAGUGAACGCUUUGAUGGUGUGUCAGGAAAAUAUUUCCGCGAUGGCCAUGAGGAAAGAGCUGGUACUGAAGCAUAUGAUACAGACCUCCAAUCUGAAGUUUGGAAGCUUAGCAAGAAAUUAACAAAGUUUAGAACUGACAGUGAAUUUGAAGAAGUCAGCUUGAACUAAUACAUAGUAUGCAUAUUAUUUCUAUAAGAGGCCAAUUGUGUACACUCUGCACGAGCUUGGCUUUGUCAAUUGGUCAACCCUAUUUUUAUGUAAGAGAACACUUAUAGCUGGGGAUGUGACAAAGAUAAUGUUGACUGAAGUAGGGAUGCAUCUCUGGUACUAACCAUACCCCAUGAGUUUGCUCAACAGGGUGGUAUUACAGCUAGGGAAUGGGGCCAUAUGUAUUAGUGAGCUUGAGGGUAUGGUGAGGACUGGUUAGUACCCAUGUACCCAGCCUACUGGAAGCCCCAUAUGAAGAGUGACAAAAGGUCCAUGUGCAGUAUGG